UUCGCGCACCGACGAAGUAAGAGCCGGAAUCAUGAGGAAAUAUCAGAUUUACGUGAUUUGUUUUGUUGUUUUGGCUUUUGCCGCUGCCACAGCUACAAGAGUUUGCAGCAACAGAAAUAUCUUGUGCUCUGUGGUUAGAUCAACUAGUUGUUCAAAGAAAAUCGUUUCCAGUCAUUGCCCAAGGCUUUGCAACACAUGUGGAGCAAAAUGUCGAAACAUAAAGGCGUCAAUGCGCGUUGAUUGUGGCUACCAUGGAAUUAGUCCGUUGGAUUGCUUGAGAAAGGGAUGUUGUUAUGGCGAAUUAAAGGUGGCUGGCCCGUGGUGUUAUCAUCGAAAAGCAAACUGUCCCAUGAUUGAAGCAAACAAACGUGAAGAUUGUGGUUACCCUGGGAUAAGCAAAUCAGAUUGCGUCAAAAAAGGAUGCUGUUACAACGCGAUCAAGGAAAAGGGACCGUGGUGUUAUUACAGGCAAGAAAAAUGCCGGAAAAUAGCAGCAACAAGACGUCAUGAUUGUGGUUAUCCAGGCAUAACGAAGCGGGCAUGCGAGAAGAAAGGCUGUUGUUAUAGUGAAUUGCUAAACCAAAGUGGACCGUGGUGCUACCACCGCCUAGAAAAAUGUCUGCGCAAAGCAACAGAACGUGACGACUGCGGCUAUCCUGGUAUAACAGAAUUCGAAUGCAUGAAAAGAGGUUGCUGCUAUAAUUCAUUGCCCGGUCGUGGGCCAUGGUGUUAUUACCGAUGAGAUACGAGGACCUUCGGAAGAUUAUAUGCGAACUUUAGUGUACUCAUUGUUGUAAAAAUAUGUUGUCAAAUAAAUACCUCUAAUAUAUGAACUUUU
Hydractinia symbiolongicarpus is the source of this 838-nucleotide messenger RNA. Its product is annotated as putative gastrointestinal growth factor xP4. NCBI's taxonomy places the organism in Eukaryota, Metazoa, Cnidaria, Hydrozoa, Anthoathecata, Hydractiniidae. Bases 32 to 742 code for a protein of 236 amino acids. The transcript is spliced from 7 exons. The record is from RefSeq and is a predicted model, not a curated record.